CUGGAGGCACGUGACCGAGCGGCAGGGACGCGCCCGGGAGCACCAUGGCGCUGCGGGGUCAGCGGGCGCUGGCCGCGCUCAGGCUGUGCGGCCUGGGAGUGCUACAGGUGGAAGAAGAUUCAUAUCUCUUUCUGUGGGUGCUUCAGGCCUCUUUGGAAAUGGAGGCAAUCAUGAGAAGGAGAAGCUUUCCCUUCAGGAUAUUGCUGAGCUGAUUCGUGCCAGAGCCUGCCAGAGAGUUGUGGCCAUGGUUGGGGCUGGCAUUAGCACACCUAGUGGCAUUCCAGAUUUCAGAUCUCCCGGGAGCGGCCUUUACAGCAACCUCCAGCAGUACAACAUCCCAUACCCUGAGGCCAUUUUUGAACUUGAAUUUUUCUUUCACAACCCCAAGCCCUUUUUUACUUUGGCCAAGGAGCUGUACCCUGGGAACUAUAGGCCCAAUGUCACUCACUACUUCCUCCGACUGCUCCAUGACAAGGGUCUGCUUCUGCGGCUCUAUACACAAAACAUCGACGGGCUUGAGAGAGUGUCUGGCAUCCCAGCUGGAAAGCUGGUGGAAGCUCAUGGGACUUUUGCCUCAGCUACCUGCAUAGUCUGUCGAAGGUCCUUCCCAGGGGACCACUGCUGGGCAGAAGUGAUGGCAGACCGGGUGCCCUGCUGCCCUGUCUGCACGGGUGUUGUGAAGCCUGACAUCGUGUUCUUUGGGGAGCCGAUGCCCCAGAGAUUCUUGCUGCACGUGGCUGAUUUCCCCAUGGCAGAUCUGCUGCUCAUCCUUGGUACCUCCCUGGAGGUGGAACCUUUUGCCAGUUUGUCUGAGGCUGUACGGAGCUCAGUGCCCCGACUGCUCAUCAACCGAGAACUGGUGGGGCCCUUUGCUUGGUGUCCUCGAAGCCGGGACGUUGCCCAGCUAGGGGAUGUGGUUCACAGCGUGGAAAAGCUGGUGGACCUUCUUGGCUGGACAGAAGAACUAAAGGACCUCGUUCAGCGGGAAACUAGAAAGAGAGACAACGUGCUUGAAGACAGCGUGGCCAGGUUCACAAAUCUUGGACAAAGCAGGAUACAGCCUGAGCCAGAGUAGACAUCUGAGGCUGCACUGGAACUUCUUCGUGGAUGGGCGUGUUUCACAUCACACACAUGGAUGGCAAAGAGUCGCUUACUUGCCUGUCUUCUUCGUCUCGUUCUUCACUCUGCUGAAGCUUGUAAUACACUUUCUGCUGGCAGUGGCUCUCUUGACCCGACUCACUGGAUCCCGGACUGGGCUUACUUUAUUAUACCAGGCUGUUGAGGGCAGUUCAGCAUGUCUGUCACAAGACACAGGUCUGGGCCACAUAGCCUUUGGUACCCUAGCAAUGGACUAGGGUUGUCUAGUGUGCCAACCUCUGCAGUAGUUAAUCAGCAAAUUUCUCACACGAAAUAAAUACAAAACCAAUCAUCCUUUUUGUCUUCUCAGGACAGCAAGUAUUGAUAUCAGAGUGGAAAGCUAACUUUGUGACAUGGUGUCCCCCCCCCUCUUGGGAUAGGAGGGACUGAACUUGUCUGUCCUUGGAUUGUGAAAAUGGUCCAGGCCUUUCAGAGCAGUCUGCCCAGCAGUUCCUAACCUUCCUCUUGUCCCCCACCCCUACACCUGGGUGUCUAGUUAGGGUACUGAAAACUUCAAACACAAUACACAGGUACCAUGUAUUAGGAAAUGUUACUGGCUCCGCUGUUAGCCCCAGCUUGUACGGAUGGGUACUGGAUCUCCUAUUGUGUAGAGGUACUGUUUCCUACAUGGCCCAGACACAACUCUAAUAGCUGACCUCCUUAUCUGCCACCCAUAUGUAUGCCCUCCUUCCUGGUGCAUGCAGACCAUUUCCUGUCCAAGCUGCACCUGAGGGGGAGGGUGGGUGAUGGGAAGUUAAGACUCCAUGGAAGGUGGUUCUGGGACCUUGCUUCUCAGUUAACAAGACAUGUGGCCGUCUGGAGGAGGUGUUAGAGAUUCUGAGAAUAAAACUAGCUUGGAUUUUUACUUAA
This is a messenger RNA of Dipodomys spectabilis (banner-tailed kangaroo rat), 2007 nucleotides long. RefSeq names its product sirtuin 3 (gene Sirt3). The coding region runs from base 245 to 1075 and encodes 276 amino acids. Gene Ontology annotation, molecular function: NAD+ binding; histone deacetylase activity, NAD-dependent. The transcript has 7 exons. Lineage: Eukaryota; Metazoa; Chordata; Mammalia; Rodentia; Heteromyidae. The record is from RefSeq and is a predicted model, not a curated record.